Messenger RNA from Solea solea (common sole), 5743 nucleotides. It is a transcript of the gene dlgap2a, whose product is annotated as discs, large (Drosophila) homolog-associated protein 2a. The coding region runs from base 592 to 4929 and encodes 1445 amino acids. The record is from RefSeq and is a predicted model, not a curated record. Lineage: Eukaryota; Metazoa; Chordata; Actinopteri; Pleuronectiformes; Soleidae. Gene Ontology annotation, molecular function: molecular adaptor activity. The transcript has 9 exons. Gene Ontology annotation, cellular component: glutamatergic synapse; postsynaptic specialization. Gene Ontology annotation, biological process: signaling.
UACACACACUGGAAGUGACAGCGAGGGUAACCAUCCUGACGCCGAUACCCUUUCAAAAUAAUGCGAAUUUAAUCUUGCUUUUGUUGCGUCGAACACUACGUGUUCUUAUAUCACUAAUUAAUGAUACUAUUUUAAUCAGUCACAUCCAUUCUUCAAAUCGGCAGUGUUAUUUAACUGUAAUAUCCAGAAUAUAACAGAUUUUUACACCGCUUUUUCAUAGUGCAUCUGAUGAAAACGACCGAGAGGGGUUAUCUACUCCUCUCACUCGAACAUGAUCUCGAGGAUCUUUAGAGGAGCAAACUUACACAAGUGAAAUCCAGUUUAUUUUUAAUGACAGUAUAAAUAAGUGUUGAUGACUGUGAUGCAUCUGGCUAGAGCUCCCCAUGCGCAUGGAUGCGGUAACUGCAGCGGUUCUGGGCGUGCGCACACCCAGCCAGCUGUAGGAUGGGGUUGAGGCGAGAGGAGAAUAUCAAACAGGCACCUCAUGGCUCAGCAUCAUCACCGGGCUGAGUUAGGAUUUGCGCACCCUCCAAACUUGGCUUGGGACCUCAGCAUGUGAACGGGCUGUGCAGGAGGAAGGAUCCACCUAUAAUGUCAGCUCUGAAGAAGGUACUGCCAGGCAUACUGCAGAAGCAUUGCUGUAUCUUACCAGAAAGGAACACAGGUGUGAAGCGGUUGCUGAUGAAAUUGAAGAGCAGGGAGAUAUACUCAGACCAGCAGUAUUCAUGGUCGCCCUCGCAGUACUUCGAUGAGGACACCUACUCCCCUCCACCCAGGAACAUGAAGGGUCUCUCCGGUGGCCGCCCUGCCCAGCUGCAGCUCACCUCUCCCGCCUCAGCUCACACCUGCGGCCUGGCUGACUGUGACCACAUCCUGGACCACCACCUCCAUCAUGGCGACACAAGGUCACCCUCCUACCUCCUCAGCCCCACCGAGAGCUGCCCCCUCGAGAGCCACCACCGCUGUUCCCCAAGGAGCUCCAUCCACUCUGAGUGCAUGGUGAUGCCAGUGUCCAUGUCGGCCACUGACCACUCCAUCUCUAGUAGCACUUUCCCCCGCAUGCACUACGGCAGUGCUUCACGGGAGAGCGGUGGAAACACUUCGGGUGGCAGGGAGUCCCGGGAUGAUGGUGGCUCGUCCUCGCACGGCGGCAGCGGCAAAAUGAACCGGAUCCCAGCAAACCUCCUGGACCAAUUUGAAAAGCAGAUGCCGCUGCACCGGGACGGCUUCCACACACUGCAGUACCAACGCACCUCCACCACAACCACAACGACAGAGCAGCGCAACGAAAGCCCGGGCCGAAUACGCCACUUAGUUCACUCGGUACAGAAGCUUUUCACAAAGUCCCACUCUCUAGAAGGUUCCUCCAAGAUGAACGGUACCAAAGGCGACUCGCACCGGGACAACUCGCACCACCACCAUCACCACCACCAAGGCCACCACAAACACAGCAAACGCAGCAAGAGCAAAGACCGUAAAUCUGAGGGCAAGCAACGCUCCGGGGGCUGGUGGAGCUCGGACGAUAACCUGGACAGUGACAGCACGUACAGAACGCCGAGCAUCAUGUCGCGGCAUCCUGUGGACCACAUCAGCCACUGCUACCCUGACUCCAUGCACAGUCACCUGGCAGGAGACCUGUCCCUAAAGACCUCUAAGAGUAACAAUGACGUCAAGUGCUCGGCCUGCGAGAGCAUAAGCAUGGCACCGGAAGGCAAAUUCAUGAAGAGGAGCUCCUGGUCGACGCUAACGGUCAGCCAAGCCAAGGAGGCCUACAGGAAGUCCUCACUCAACCUGGAGAAGCCCAUGACACCCACUGACCUUAAGCCCAACAUCAGGCCCUGUCACUAUCUACAGGUGCCCCAGGAUGAGUGGGGGGGUUACCCCGGCGGCGGGAAGGACGACGAGAUCCCUUGUCGCCGGAUGCGGAGCAGCAGCUACGUCAAAGCCAUGGGGGACGAGGAGAGCGGCGAGUCGGACUCCAGCCCCAAGACGUCGCCUCAGAAGUCGGUGCGACCGGACGCCCUGGUCAAGGCCAUCAUCAGACCCAGGGAGCUGCUGGACUCUCAAAGCUCUUACCGCCUGGAUAAAAUCAACAGUGACAUGCGUAACUACAUCACCAAUUUUGCUGCAGACUUAAGUCAGAGCUACCACUUGCAAGCCGCCAGAGACAUGCACCCGAGCAUCGCCCUGGAUCCCUCUGCCAACUACAACUCGCCCAAGUUUCGCUCCAGGAACCAGAGCUAUAUGCGAGCAGUCAGCACCCUCAGUCAGGCUAGCUGUGUUAGCCAAGUGAGCCAGGUGAGUGAAACAGAAGUAAAUGGCCAGUUUGAGUCGGUGUGUGAGUCGGUGUUCAGCGAGGUAGAAUCCCAGGCCAUGGAGGCCUUGGACCUCCCUGGCUGUUUUCGGACCAGGAGUCACAGCUACCUGCGAGCCAUCCAGGCCGGUUACUCCCAAGACGACGACUGCAUCCCCCCCUUGGCCUCCACUGUCACCUCCACCAUUAGGGCCACUACAGACAGAAAUUAUGUGCAGGAAGACUCUUGUUUACCUGACCAGACCAGUAUACAUGAGGAUUUGGCAGACACAGCCCCUUUGGCUCAUGACGAUCUAGGCUGUCCCAUAAGAAGAGACAGGCUCUACCAACAAGAUAACAUGGGAGCUACAGCCAAACCUCUGUCAGGACCGCCUGUUUCUCCAAGCCUCUUCAGAUCCCCCAGAUCUAGUGCCCCAGAACGGCCUUCACCAAAAGCCAUCCAGGCCAGUAUCAAAGAGUCCGCUACCUUGGCUGCAGCGAUCAGCAUGCAGUGGAAGGAAGAGGUUUCUGCCAUGCGCAGAGAGCUUGCUGACCUAAGGAGGGACCUCUGCAAAGAGCUCCGUGCUUUCAACAGCAAUUUUAACACUUUCACGCAGCAUUACAACACAUGGUCUCCCCAAGCUGGCCACGUGGCAACUGGAGGUGGGCUAGGGUCGGGUGGCGGUGGAGUUGGAGGGUCUGGGACAGUCACAGGAGCAAAGUCAGGAGCGGAAGCAGGGGCAGAGGUGCCGGCAAAGGCAGGUACUUCAGGGGCAGGCAAAGGAGGACAUGGGAGCUCUACAGUAGAUAGAGGUACUGGGGGAGCUAAAGAAAAGAAACCACAAGUAUCCAAAGUGUCUGUGGGGACCCAGGCCAGGAGCAAGGGGCUUGUUCGGCAAAGCACUGCAGAUGCAGCUGUUAACUGUCCAGAGGAGAGUGAAGAAAAGAAAGGCGCCCGCCGAAAUCUGCCAAAACAACUCUCAAUGGACCCCAGCAUUCUGGCCUGUCCACAGUCUAUGUAUGUGGAGAGUGCCAUACCACUUUCUCUGGAUCCCAUUCUUCCAAGCUGUGUUAGAUCAGUCCAACUUGAGCCAUCCGAUUUAAAUGCAGUGUCCUCCGAAAAUACACAACCAGAAACAUCACAACCAAAGCCAGGGCUACCAGACCAGCAAAUUUUGAGUUCAUCUGACAUUGUCAUUAAUGAACCAGUCACGACUCAUGUUACAGAACCAAUUCACCCAGCCCCUGAAAGCCCAAAGGAUCCGGUUGCAGUAGAACAGGAAAUCACACCACAGCUAACAGAUAUAGACCCAGCUAAUGUACCUCAUUCACAUACUGAAACAUCUCACCCUGACAUGAUAUCUGCAGAUGCAGAACUAAUUAAAAAAGAUAUGAUACAGUUACCAUAUCCAGUCCCUGUAGUUACUGUGUCACCACCAGAGGAACAAGAUGUCAUGUCAGAUUCAGAGUCUCCUGCCAUCGUGGACACGCCAGAUUUAGUAUCUCAAGAUCAUACGACUGUGUCUUUACCAAGUUCAGAAGCAGAUGAUUCUGAUUCAGAAUUAGAGCCAAAACCAUCUGAAGUAGAAACUGAGUUCUCUGGCCCAAUAAACCAAGGGUCACUCCCACCCUGUGUCACACCCUCACCUGAUCUUGGUGUUGUUACACUGUGUAAUUUAGAGACUGGUAUCAGCUGUCCAUCUAUUGUGGUAUCAGAGUAUCUGGAUAGUGACAGUCCUAGACUUGCAAGUGACAGUGACAGUGACACAAAUCCAGAUCCUAUUAUCAGCUUUCCAGACGAUCCUUCUGACCCUCCCCCAGACCAAAUGGCACCAGCCUCGACCUCUACUUCCACUUCAACAGAAACACAACACAACACUGAACCGGAGUCCCAAGAUACAGAGUGGCCACCCCUUCCGGAGCCACUGGACACCACCUCCAUAUAUCACACUGAUCUGGUUCACUUUGACUUGGUCAUGCUGACUUCCCUAGAUCAAGAUGAUCUUGACUCAGUGUUCAUGGAUCCGGAACCAGACCCAUUUGACCUUAGCAUUGACUCUCCAUCUAAUGCUGAGUAUUUAGACCCACCUUUAUACGACUCAGAUUGCUCACCCAUAACAUCACCUGUUGAUCCUGCCUCUCCGUGCCCCCUUGAUCCUUUACAGUUAACAGAAUCCCUCUCUUCUGAUCCCACUUUUGAGGAUUUCUUAGAUCUCUCACCUCAGGACAUGGCCUUGGAUAGCGUCCCACUCCCACAGGUCACUGUCACAAUAUCCCCACCUAGUUCAGUAUCCCCUGAUACCUCACUAGAGAUAGACUGCGGCCCCGCAUCAGACUCAUCUCCACCAGAUCUCGAAGUCAUACCCUCGGUGGAUUUGUCACACAUGGAGUCCGACGAUGUUUUAGUGGAGACGCUCCAGUGCGUGGCAGCGUACCACGAGCAGGGUGACAGCGUCGGAGAAGAAUCCACAGCUAGUUCUGAAAGGUCAUCGAGCGACAGGGCCUUUCUGUGGUGCAGGUGGCAGAGGAGGGUCCAUAGACGGGAAUCAGUGCGCCGGAGUGCAAGUGUGGAACUGUGGAGUGGCAGAUAUGACUACAACAGCGCAGAAAUCACAUAUGUCUCCCUCACUCUGUGAGUUUAUACCUCAUUCUCAGCAGACUAGAAUGUAGCUCAAACUGUAUUUAUUAUUCAACCUGACGCUGCAAACGCACUGUACAGCAAAUUGGAACAAUCAAAUGUCGCGUGAUGUCGUGUGGCCAUUGGCAGUGACAUUCCAGCAUCUGGAGCCGUAAGAACUGUGUGUUGUGGAUUUGCGAGAACGCAAAGAACCCUCUGUUGUGACUGAAAGAGGACUGUGUCAGAAACAUCCACUGAUCGUUGUGAACUUUGCUAAAAGACGGUUGUCGCCGCUGAUAUGAGUGAUUGUUGCAGGACGGUUUCCUUUGUAAUCACUGGAUGAGCUUUUCAUGAAUGUUCCUGUUCAAACGGUGGAUUAUGACACAGACAUUUUGCACAAAUUUUUUUUUUUUGAGAGACUCUUUCGGAGCUCUGUUCAACUACGGAUAACGCGGCCUAAUGAAGGACCAGACAUCCCUUUGCAAUCACAAUGGAAACUCCCCCAUUGUCUUUGCAAUUUUGACAGUUAUUAUAUAACUAUGAGAACACACUGUUUACUAUGUGAGCUAUGUGAUGGAUUCUGCAAUGCUGAAGAAAAAAAAAGGAAACAAUGCUGUGAAACGAUGUCUGCACAAUCAUCGACGGAGCUCGGGAAAGGGAAAUCAUUCGACACUCAUGCUCAAAUAUACAGUAACUACAAGCCAGUACAGUUGUCAUAUGUAGCCUCUCAGCCUCAGCUUACCAAUACACAAUUUGCUACCAAACACACAGCACAUACAGUAUAAAUAUGUCUAUUUAAAACUAUACAGUGAAUAAACCUGUGUGAUAAUCAA